AUGGUCUUCGUUUUCAUUAAUAUUCAAGUUUUAGCUCUGAACAAUGAUCAAGAAGUAGUUACGGAAGAAGAAGAAAAGAUCAAUAAGCCUGCAUUUUUGUUGACCAAAGAGAGAGUGCCCAUACGACCAAGCACAAUUGAUGAUGAUAUUAGGGGAGAAAAUUCAAGGUCUACAUUCAAAAGCGAACAAGACUACUCUUUAUAUCGUAGGACACAUUCAGAUGGAAAAUUUGAGCAUGCAAUAACGCAUUAUCGAGCAGAGAAAAAGAUAGUUGGGGUACAUGCACGUAUAAACCUAUGGCAACCGUUAGUGAUCAAUAGAAAGAAAGCGUAUAGCAGCUCUCAUAUUUGGAUUGUAUCAAAUGACAAUCGUAAUGUGAUUGAAGCUGGAUGGCAUAGGGAUGGGGAAGGCCAGUCAGGAUGUUACAAUUUGGAUUGUCAAGGAUUUAAAAAGAAUGAGGAUGUAGAUAGGAUAGGAAAAUCAUAUGAUGUGGUAUCAUCCUACGACGAUAUACAACAUACUACUACUAUUAAAGUUGUCAAGCAUGCAAGUAGCGGAGAUUGGUUGUUGGUAGUUGAUGAGAGCGAGGUGGGUGUUUGGCCAAACCACAUGUUUAGUGACCUGAGAAACGGAGCCGCAGGUGUGUAUUGGGGUGGCGAGACCUGGAUCAUGAGUGAUGGUGAUGGUGGCGAUGACGGCGAAGAUACAUCAGUAGUAGAAAUGGGAUCUGGUAGAUUUGCGGAAGAGGGAUACAAAAGAGCAAGUUAUUUCGACAAACUAGAAGUCGCAUUCGAGGGAUUGAGCUUUAUUCCAGUUAGGCCGAAUAGCUGGGAAUUGAAGAGCACUAGCCCAUGCUAUACCAUCCGUGCUAAAUAUAACUCCGGCGGAGAAGCUGAUAAUGAUGAUGAUAGAGGCUUCUUUUAUGGAGGGCCGGGCGUGGGUCCAUCAUGCCCUACGACUUGA
Molecule: messenger RNA, 963 nt
Organism: Tripterygium wilfordii
Lineage: Eukaryota; Viridiplantae; Streptophyta; Magnoliopsida; Celastrales; Celastraceae
Exons: 6
Coding region: 1-963 (320 amino acids)
Source: RefSeq, a predicted model, not a curated record